AUGACCGAAGAAGCUGAUCUCAAAAAUGAGCAGAAAGAAGAUGAAAGUCGACAAAUUUUGAAGUUUUCCACCACAAGAACUAAUUUAUCACAAGACUUCGGGUAACUUUUGAGCUCUUGAUCUAUUUUUAUGAUUUAAUGUUUUUUUGUAGAAAAUAUGAAACUCGACUUUUGCUUAUCACUCAAUUGGGUUAUAUUCCAGUUGCCGCUUCUAUGCUAUUAUCCACUUUUGCAGAACCAUCAGAGGUGAUUUUUGAUUUUUAGAUUUUGAAAAAUUGCGUGGGAAACUGGUCGUUUUUUCAAAAAAAAUUCUAUUCGAUAUUAAAAAAAAACAAUUUGAAUUUACAAGGGAUCUUUGAAAAUUUUUACUUCCUGAAGUGAUCAGAUUUCGUUGCAAGAUUUUGAUAGGAAGUUCAACAUUUUACUGACAUUCUCAUCGUGAAAGCAAAAGAUAUUUCCAGGAAUACUGCAAGUAUCUCAACUCCACAAAUCCACCUAAAAACUGGAAAACCAAUGAUUUCUUCUCACUCAGCAUGGAAUACGGAUUUUUCUGUGAUUCAUCAUCAAUCACAACACUCCUCUCAAGUUUGUUAAUGUGGGGUGCUUUGAUUGGCUCAUUUUGUUGUGGAUUUGUUUCUGAUUACGUUGGUAGAAAACCAGUAUUCACAGGUAACAACAUAUCAUAUGAGUUCAGCUAACUAACAUUAUGUUUUGUUCAGGGUGUCUUGCAAUGAUUUCAUUGCUAAAUGGUGUUUUGUGUUUCUCAAAUUUUCUAACGGUGUAUAUUAUCGGUUUCAUUUUAUUGAUGUUGGGAUUUUUCUCUGGUGGUUAUAUGGUUUGUUUCACUUGAUUUCAUGAUUUCAUUUAAAUGUGUAUCGUAUUAUUUGAAUCAUCUUAUUUCAGGUUACAAAUUUCGUAAUUUUGACUGAAGCAUUUGAACUUCCAAGAUCUCGACUACUUGUUGUAUCAUUAAACGGAUGGAGUUUUUCUAUGGUCAGUUUUUGAAAUAUUUAUUAAUUUCAAAAAUCACGUAGAAAUAUUUCAGAUCACAACAGCAUUUAUUGCAUGGUCGGUUCUUCAUUGGUUGCCAUAUCAUGCAACUAUUUCUGUUAUCGCAUUUUUUAUGACGAUUAUUGCUGUAUGUUUAUUUUCCUGACAUUCAAAAGACAAUCAUUCACAUUUGAAAAAUAAGAAAUUAACUAGAAAAUUUUCAGAAAUCAUUCUCUUUCGAAAGUUGUCGAUGGUUGUCUUCAAAUGGCAAUUAUCAUUCUGCAAAAGAAAAUGCAAUAAGUAUUCGAAGUCUGAAUGGUUCAAGUUUAGAAAUUGAUGAUACAUCAGAAAUGGAAUGGUUUGAGGUGCUCGGUUUUUCCAAGCCAAUUCAUAUAAACCAUGGAAAACGAUUUAUUGCGCUGUUCAAAGAUCCGGAAUUGUUGAAGCCUACCGUAGUCAUGUUUUAUUGUUUUCUCGCGUCGUCAAUCGUUUCAUUUGGUUUUUAUUUUUCAUUAGAUGUUCUGCCAGGAAAUCGUUUUAUGAAUCUUGCGUUUAUGGGACUUUUCAAAUUUAUAUUGGGAUUCACUCCCUUCUUGUUAUCAACAUAUAUGACAAAACGUAAUAUUGUGAUUCUUUCAAUCUCAAUUUGUUGUGUUGCAGCGGUUAUUAUUGUUCCACUGUAAGUUUAAAACUUUUAUUGAAGGAGACAAAGUGAUAAAAUUUUUUCAUACAGUCAAAUAGUGAACAUAUCAUUUCUAAACUUCCUGAUAAGCGUGAUGUCAUUGAUUGUUGCUGCUGGUAUGGAUCCCACCUGGAAAAUCAAUCACCUUUACUCUGCUGAACUUUUCCCAACAUCAGUUAGAAGUAUGGGCAGAGGUGUUUGUAAUGCUGGAGGUAGACUUGGUUCGGUUAUUGCACCAAUGGUAACAUUCCUUCGAACAUUUGAUCCGGUUUAUCCAAGCGCAAUUUUCUGUAUUCUUCUCAUCAUUCAGGUAUGAGUUUAUAGAGUUAUUCUUGAUUUUUAAAUGAAAACGUGAAUUUUCCAGAUGACUGUUGUCGUUUUGUUCCUUCCAAACGACAAUGAUGAACGAGCUAAUGAAAUGGAUGAAGAAUGA
Molecule: messenger RNA, 2104 nt
Organism: Caenorhabditis angaria
Lineage: Eukaryota; Metazoa; Nematoda; Chromadorea; Rhabditida; Rhabditidae
Source: the annotation of a GenBank genome assembly